ACCAACUUAACUGAGCAUUUCACAGAGGUUAUGCUAAAAUGCGCUGCUCGCGUGCGCCUAAGCUCUAGAGUCACUGAGUCAGGACUGAGUUGACUCGCGUUCACUUUUCAGAGAGCUCACCAUAACUGCUAAAACCUCUCUCUACAGAGCAGGGGAACCAAUACAAUAUGCAUUUUCUUCUCUCUCUAAGGUUUUUCGUUUUCUCUCUCAUCACCGUUCUCUCACUAUGCUUCCAGAGCCACCGCGCCUCAGCCGCCGCCGCAACCACCAGAACAGCUAUCGGAUUCACCUACACGCCUUCUCCCGGCCUUCCGCCGCCGGAGCAGGUGGCCAAUUAUCUCAGUUCUCUCGACGUCGCCGCCGUACGCCUCGUUAAUCCAACUCCGGCCGCCGUCCGCGCCUUUUCAUACACCAACAUCUCCCUCCUCCUCUCCGUCCCCAACUAUUUGGUUCCCUCCUUCGCCAGAAAUCGCAGCUCCGCCACGCUCUGGCUCUACGAUCAUGUCCUCCCUUUCCAUCCUCGCUCUCGCAUCACUCUCAUUUCCGUCGGAGUUGACGUCAUCUCCUCCGCCUCUCCCGACGUCUCCGAUCCUUCCACCUACCUCAUCACCGCCCUGCGAAACCUCCGUCUCGCUCUCCGCGACUUAGGUAUCCACUGGAUAUCCGUCUCCACCACGUUCUCCUUCAUCAACGUCGUCGCCAAGACUUUUCCGCCUUCGUCCGGCGAGUUCCAGGAGCCGGUGAACUCGAUCAUCAUGAGACCGCUGCUCCAGUUCCUGGAGGACACAAACUCCUCCUUCCUCGUCAACCUCAAUCCCUACAACGUCUACAAGCUCCACGCGGAGAUCACCGUCGGCUUCGCUCUGUUCCGCGAAGGAGCAUUCAACUUCCGCGAUGACGUCAUCACCGGAGUCCGGUACCACAACCUGUUCGACAUGAUGGUGGACUCGGUGAUUACGGCACUGACGGUUUCCGGCCAUGAGGAUAUCCCGAUCGUCGUGACGGAGACCGGGUGGCCUUGCUCCGACGGCGGCAGCGGCAGCAAUCAACAAGCUGGGGCGACGCCGGAUGCGAGUGAGCUGUAUGCGGAGAUGUACCUGAAGGGACUGGUUUCACACCUGAAAUCAGGACUGGGGACUCCAUUGAGGAGAGAAGGGGUGGCUCAGACUUAUAUCUAUCAACUGUUUGAUGAAAUGACUGAGAAGGGAAAUGGCAAAGGGCAGCAAUGGGGAGUUAUGUACCCAAACUUGACACUCAAGUAUCAGAUUGACUUCUCAUCAGGUUCACAGAGUAUCAACCAUCACAAAAUCUCACGGAUUUUGAAGAUAAGUAUCUUUUCACUGCUACUCCUAAUGCUAAUGUAAAUUCCAUAGUUGCACCUUACAUUUUAGUUUAAAGAACAAAUUGCACAAAGGGAAUGGGAUCGAAACCAAUUAGUGAGAGCCUUCUCAUUGCUGCUUCCUUGUAUACAGCAACAAGCUGAUCCACUAAUCUGCAAGCCUCAUGUGCAUGACCAUUAAUAAAAUACUUCAAAAAUUACUCUAA
Messenger RNA from Ipomoea triloba (trilobed morning glory), 1545 nucleotides. Its product is annotated as probable glucan endo-1,3-beta-glucosidase A6. Gene Ontology annotation, cellular component: plasma membrane. The coding region runs from base 168 to 1364 and encodes 398 amino acids. The transcript has a single exon. The record is from RefSeq and is a predicted model, not a curated record. Gene Ontology annotation, molecular function: hydrolase activity, hydrolyzing O-glycosyl compounds. Gene Ontology annotation, biological process: carbohydrate metabolic process. Lineage: Eukaryota; Viridiplantae; Streptophyta; Magnoliopsida; Solanales; Convolvulaceae.